GUUUAUUAAGUCACUGUAACCAACCAUAGAGGACCUUGCGGACAAUAGUCACUUCCAAAAUAAGCAUGUUGUGUUUUUUUGCCUAUAUUUAGUCUAUACAAUCAGUUGUGUUAAAAUUAUACAAUAGAAGAGUAGCAAAGUGAGCAAAGUGGAAAUUAGAAAGUGGCACUUGAUUUGAAUUUAAUUGUAAAUUCGUGAAAAUGGAAAAAGAAAGCUUUAAAAAAUUUGGCAGUCUCACAACACUUUGUAGAAAAAUCAUUGAAGAACCGCGUGAUUUGAAAUUGCUGGAAGAAUUAAAAAGAAUGAUUCAAGAAGCCCCCCAAACUUUCAUUAGGGCUGCUGAAAAGCCCUUGAUUAUGAGUUUCCUUCCUUUUAUGCAAAAUCGAGUGCAAAAUCCUUCUAAUACUAAGGAAAAUGGCAUUUCAGAAAAAGGAAAAUUGCUUAUUAUAGAAACUUUGAAUGAGCUAUUGGAUAAACUAAUAAUUGAUAAAUGCAAUCAAUUUUUCAAUUUUUAUACAUUUUUAUUGUUGGAGUUGUAUAACUAUAAAGAUCACAAAGUUCUCCCUAGUACUGAAGAAUACAAAUUAGCAAUCCUGAAAUGCAUGACCUCACUGAUAAAUUCAGUCUCCCCAGACAUACUGGAAGAACUCUAUGUCAAAGAAAAUGUACCUAAAUUUUCUCAAAUAGUUUAUGUUUGCAGUCAAAUUGCUGAAGACGAUGUUGCAAGAAAUAUUAGAAUCAGUGCGAUAACAUGUAUAAUGGCUAUGGCUCGUGUCUCGAAUCCUGAAGAUAUUAGUGAUACAGUCAUCCAAAGAGACAUUGCAAACGUUUUUAUGUUUUUCCUUCCAGGGUUACAGCGUACCCUUCCUAAAAUUGCUUUAGAAGAUCCUAAAGUAGGGCAUGUUAUUCCAAUGAUGUCAAUAAGAGCCCUAGGAAGAAUUAUAAAUUUGGUGAUGCAGGAUUUUAAUUCAGCUGAUGAAAAAUUCAAUUAUAAUGAAAAAUUGUUGUUAAAAGACUAUAAAAAUAUUUCUUUAGUGGGAAAGUUGAACAGUAAAAAGGAAAUUGAUCAAUAUAUGCAAAAUACUAUAAGAAAUUCGCAUUGGUAUAAAGACACAGACGAAAAAUUGAAUAUUUCGUUGAAGAAACUUGGAAAAUUAACUUUUCAUAGGCAUCUCAAAGUUAGACUAGAAAUGGCUGAUAUGGUAAUAACUAUAAUCAAAAACUGUGUAACGACAAUGCCUCAGUCAAGUUGUACUUUGAUAGAACAUUUAAUAAUCCUCUCUCAAGAUGCAGAUGCUAAGGUAGCAACAAAAAGUAUAAACGCUAUCCAAGACUUGUCCAAAAGCUUGUCCGCCGAUCAUUUAAAAGCUUUACUAGAGACCUUAGAGGAUGGAUUUUAUAAUGCUAUUAAUAGUUUGCCAAGGAAAUUAAAUACUAUAGAUGAAGCUGAGAAAAUAGCUACACUAAAUUUACUCAUCGGCUAUAUUAAGUUGUUUGGUAAACACAAUAUGAUUAACGUUCUAAUAUCCCCUGAUAUGUUAAAAUCUUUAGUAGACGGGCUUUUGCAUAUAGUAGAACUUGAACGGAAAAAUAUAAGUUUGUUGGAGGAAUACACUUUUAAAGAUUUAUCUUCAGAAGCAACUUUCAAAUGUCCUUGGAUAAAUUUCCAUUACUUUGAAGACUUCAAGGGAAAAAAUCAAAUUGAUAUAUUAUGUCAAGAGUUAGUGAAAAAUAAUUGUUUUCAAAUGAUUUACGAAUCACUAACUCCCUUAAUCCUUUACAACUCGGAAUGUAAAAAAGAGGCCGUAUAUUUGCUUAAUUCACACAUUCUAGGCCUAAAAGACAUGCAAAAUACCCAUUUACCUAUUUUAAAAUCCAUAAUAAAGGCCUACACAGAAGAUCCCCUAAAUGAUCUGAACACUUCACUAGAUACUGAAGAAUUUACUCUAGAAGAAAUACAAGCAAACGUUAUAACGAUUUGCCUUUUAACUGAAGGGAUUGGUAAUAUAAGUAUUGUUCUAAAAGACAAAUUCAAGCCUUGUCUUCUAGAAACUUUGUAUAUGGUUUUAGAGAAGGCAGGUAGUGGUCAUCCUUUGAUAAGUGUAGCAGGUUUACUAACUCUCCAUAAUUUAGUCAAAUCUUGUGGAUAUAAAGAUGAAGCAGACCUAUUAAAUUCAAAUUUUGACUUCUUUUCGUUUCACGUUCAAAAAAAAUUAACCAAACCAGACGAUAAAGAUGGAGUUUUGAAUGUACUUUCAGUGGUUUUGCAGUACAGUAAUGUUGAUGUAUUAAUUCCUAUGAAAAAUCUUACAGAAGAGGUUCUAGUGAUAUCCUGUGAUAGAUUCAAAGAACAGUAUGCAACAGCAUACUUGAGAGUCUUUAAAAUGUUCAUCAUGAGCUUACGCAGAUGGUUUAUUGUAGAUGAUUAUUCGGAAAAAACAAUAAAAUCUCGUAAAGAAAAAGAAUUGGAACAAGAACAUUAUAAGGUAUCAGGAUUUGAUGAGAGCAAUGAUUUUUCUGAUGACAUAAUGGGAGGCAAAAGUGCUGAAGAAAUGUAUAAAGAAGAUAUGGAGAAAAUCGAACAAGACUGUGAUGUUAUGGAAGAAAAAGAAAAACCUACUCCACCAAUGCAUGUACAAUUAACCACAUUAAUCCUUACCAGAAGCCUACAUUUCUUGCCAUCGAAAAUCCAAUCUAGAAAGUUUCUGGUGCUAGAAAUUUUAGAAAAAGGAAUUGAAAUUUUAAGAGAUUGGGAAGAUGAACUGCUGCCAGUUAUCCAUCAAAUAUGGUCACCUCUAAUGCCAAGAUUUAGUGAAGAUAGUGAUGCUAUUACAAUGAGGUUGAGUAUCCAAUUGGUUGCAACAAUGGCCAGAUUAUCGAAAGAUUUUAUCCAUAGGAGAUUUAUUCAAGAGCUUUUGCCUAGACUCAAAGACAUUUUAGAGAAAUCAGCCCAAACUAGCUAUCUAAAAGAUAAAGGGUCAACUUACAGAUAUAGUCAAAAUUAUAAAUUGCAAGUAGAACUAUUAUCAAAAAUUGGACCAAUUUUGUAUGAUGUAGAUGUCAUGCCAGAGACUAUUAGUGAUGUUAUUGAUAAAGUUCAGUUUUAUCUUUCUGAUAAGCAACCAAAGGAAUUGCAAGCAGCGGCUGUGGGUUUUUUUAAAAUGAUGUUGAUAUAUGAUAUGAAUGCAGUGAAAACAAAAAUAAUAACCAUACAAUCUUUAAGUGUAGAGUAUAUUAAGAAUAUUGAGAGGAUACAAAAGUAUAUGGAAGAAACAACCGACAUCAACUGAAUGAAUGUCUAUUGAAAACAAUCCCCCAGUUAUAUUAAUACUUGAUGAAAAAAACUUAUGUGAUUAAAAAAAAAAAAGACGAAUAGUUAUCUUGCAUCAAAUCAAUAAACUUGAAGGGAUCCAAAAAAAAAAAACGCCCCGCUACCGAGAAAUUUCUUAUGUAAGAAGCUCUUUGACUAACAUAAUAAAGAACCUACACUAAGUCUCCACAGUGAGGUAAUCACAAAUUUCUUCGGGUCUGGAUCAGAGGACUAUAGGAUAUCCAUUAGACUUCGAGUGAAUGGGGUUUUCAUUGAGCUUGUUUACCAUUUUUCCCUGAAGCUUGGAGUAUGUGAUUGGGGCAUGUGACAUUAAACAUUAUUAUUUUAAGCUUGCCAUAAGUUCUAAAUAAACGAAUAAAUAAAAGUAAGACUAAGAUUAUUUUUUAUUUUAGAAAUAAUCUCGAAAAGGAUCAUCAAUUUUUAAGCUCCCCAAUUGAGAUUAUCAACAUUCUACUAACUAACCCAAACUAACCCAAACUCAUAUUUAGGGUUGUUUUCUUUUGUCUCUAAAAAUGUUACGCUAAUGGCCAAAAUAUCCUGGGUGCGAGGAAGUUUCACUUGCAGACAAAAUCAUAUAAGGGUUAGAAGAAAAACAAAAAUAUCCUAUUUUUUAGAUAAUUGUAUUUAUAAUACAAAAACAUUGCACACUUUCUACAUAAAAUUAAACUUUUUACACUUGUAAAAAAUAACAACAGAGUCAUACUCCUUCAAUUAAAAAUAAUUAUUACCAAUACAUAUUACUUUAACUAUAGUCUAUCUGCUACUUCACUAAAAAAAAAAACAAGGACAGUCUUGAUACAGCUACGCCCUCACAUUGUUGAUUAAUUAGCUUGUACAAUACAAUUAUGUUUAGUUAACAAGGAUUAUAGGAAGAGUUGCAUGAAGCAACUUUGUUGGCAUUUUAAUGUGACAGAAGAAUUAAUAAUUAUUGUUAUCCUGUACAUACAAUUAAAAUUAGAAAUAUUUUGGGGUUGAAUAGUAUUGAUUGAGUUAUUAGUAUGGGAAUAUGCUCAAUGUCUGUACAAAUAAUUGUAGUUUCUGACAAAAAUCACUAUGUCGCUUCAUUGAAAGCGAAUACCAUCUUACAUGGUUCGGACUUAGUUUGCGCAUAGAUGUACAAACCUAUAGCUUUUAACAGUCAAUGUGUUCAACGAUCCUUUCACUUUUCAUGGGUAUCUUCCCAUCCUAAUAACUCAAUCAACGAUAUUGAAUGUAUUUUUUAAAUUAUGCUAUACUUUAUCACAGAUAUUUAGAUAUAAUAAUUCAAACUGCAGGGCACGAAAUGUUCAAUAAAUGAUUUAAAUAUAAUAGUAAUUUACCUUACCAAGGCCGGGAAGCGACUUACUAAAGUAAGAGUUGAGAUGUAUAUGAUUUAAGAAUUUCAUAAAUUGUGUUUUAAUAAUACCUCCACCUGUGCCUAAUACAAAGUUUUCUUCCAUAUUGACAGUUAAUGCUGAGUCUGGUAAAUUGCUCAAUACAGUACAGAGUAUGGAACAAAAAAAAAUACCGGACUAUAAUGAGCAAUUUUCUGGACUCCAUGGAAUGAAUAAUUGUGGUUAUUUUCAAACGUCAUAUAAUAGUAAUUGAUGUGUCGAUUGGGAUAAGUGUUGCAUUAUAGCUAUUCAUGUACCAAGGGGAUUAUGUAGAUUAUAAUGCCCGAAGGUGAAACUAGCCGGAGGGAUAUAUUUCGCUUGAGAGGCAUUAUAAUCUAAAAAUCCCCAUAGUGCAUACAAUACUUUAUUUUCUACUCAACACAAUGUUCUUUCAUCAAUUUAGUAUCAAACAAAAUCAGUUAAACUUGUUUGACAGAAUAUUGUUUUGUAUUUUGGCAUGUACCUGUACCUAGAAACGAAACAAUUUAAUAUAUCUAUAGUAUAAACAUCUCAUAAGGCAAGGCAACGGUGGUCGUGUGGGUUAACACACUCGACUACAUGGGAAACGUUGAUUGUGGACCGAGUUCGAAUCCUGGGGCCUUAUUCUCUAAGGAACUAACCAUCCGAUUCGGUAGAAUUUCUUCGAUUGUGACGUCAUUUUCGGUUUGCUUCUCGCGCUAACAAACUGAAAAUGACGUCACAAUCGAAGAAAUUCUACCGAAUCGAACGGCUCGUUCCUUACAGAAUAAGGCCCCUGGCCAGACCGAAAAUUAUUUUCGGUUGGACAUGUAGUGGCUGCUUAGGGUGAAGUGCAAAUUAUUAAAACAACAACAAAAACACCUCACGGUAUUAUAAGCGGGCGUUAUGGAUCAUUACGCCCGCUGGGCUUAUAAUGCCCUCAGGUUGUUAUAGGUAUGUUAACGUAUUUCGUUUCCUAGGUAUUAUGGAUCUAUAAUAGUUAAGUAGAAAAUAAUAGCUAUUUAUGUACCAAGGGUAUUAUGUAGAUUAUAAUGCCCGAAGGCGAAAUAUAUCCCUCGGGCCCUAAAAAUUCCCGUGGUGCAUACAAUGCUUUAUUUUCUAUUCAACACAAUGUUCUUUCAUCAAUUUAGUAUCAAACAAAAUCAGUUAAAUUUGUGUGACAGAAUAUUGUUUUCUAUUUUGACAUAUACCUGGUAUCUGUACCUAGAAACGAAAUAAAUUAAUAUAACUAUAAACAUCUCAUAAGGCAAGGCAACAGUGGUCGUGUGGGUUAACGCACUCGACUACAUGGGAAACGUUGAUGGUGGACCGAGUUCGAAUCCUGGCCAGACCAAAAAUUAUUUUCGGUGGGACAUUUAGUGGCUGCUUAGGGUAAAGUGCAAAUUGAUAAAACAACAACAAAAACACCUCACGGUAUUAUAAGCGGGCGUUAUGGAUCAUAACGCCCGCUGGGCUUAUAAUGCCCUCAGGUUGUUAUAGGUAUGUUAACGUAUUUCGUUUCCUAGGUAUUAUGGAUGUAUAAUAGUUAAGUAGAAAAUAAAUUACUUUAAGUGAUGUAUAAAGGAGUAUUCUCGCUUAUGCUGCAUCAUAACUACAUUGCACUUCAUUGUACCGCAAAGUGCUGCCUCGAAAGUUAAACAUGUUGCUUUUCAAACGGUGUAUAAUGACAGAGAAGUUAUCCAUUAUAUAUAAAAGAAAAUUGGUCAGGUUAAAGCAAGCUGCGGUGCGGUGCAGUGAAGUUUGAUGCUGUGCAAGUGAGAAAACUCUAAUCUUAUAAUCCGGCAGAGUAUAACACUUACGGUGCUCAAGCUUAACUUAACCGUAGUUUACCUCCAAGAAGAUGUUGCAACAAAAUAUAUUGUCACCUUCAUCAGCAUAGGUUUUAUAUGACGGUCUUUCAACAUAACCAUUACUAUGUUAGCGCCAAUAUUCACAAAUUUUUCGACUUAGAUAUAAAUCGUUUGAAAAUAAAGGCUGUGGUCCGAAUACAACCAGGGUUGUGGUUUCGCGGUCCAGAAGUAAUCAAAUUAUUCUGGUUCCUGGAAAAAUGGUUACUUUUGGACUUUGGUUUCCUGAAAUCUGGUUAACCAAAUAUCAAAAUAGUUACCGGCUACCGGAUGUCGGUUCUCUUGGGCUUAUCUGUAAUUUCUGUCAAUUAUUUUUUAUUUCAUAUUCGCGUUCCCCAAGUAACCGGAAUUAUCAGUAACCAUCUGUCAACCGAUUCGGUUACUUUGGUUAAUGUUUGGUUAUAUUCGGACCAUAGCCAAAAUAUUGUAUUUCAUUCGAAGUAUAAGUUACUUUUAUGGAUAAAAUUCGCCUUGCUGCGCUCAGCAUUUAAACUCCGAUACUCCGUCACAUAAAGUAUAACUUAUAAUCCUAAUAAAAUAAAUAUCUAUUUUUAUCGACAACAGUGUCAGUGGUGUAAAACAUAAUGAACCAGUGGCGGCUCGUCGUAUAAAGCAACUGAGGCCGGGCCUCACAUGUAAAAAUUACAAUAAUAAAGUAAAAUUUUUAUUAAAUAUUUAACGUUUUUCAACUAUUUUCAAUCAUUAAAAGAAUCAAAACAUCGAAUUUUCAUUAAAAUAUAAUACUAUUUCUUGAAUCUAGCGCGCGCUUCUACCUAUUUAUCCUUAUAGGCGCUCAAAUCGUUGCCGGACAGCAUUAAAAUAAAAUAGCAAUCCCAAAAAUUUUGGCCUCAUGUGCGUCACAGAACGCCGAAGCGAUGCCACGGCACUCCCCACCACAACGCUUCAACUGUAGGUGAGACGAUAGCGAAUUUUUAUAGGCAUUGAGGCGCACAAUUUUGGGCUUGUUAAUAAGAAACCUUGCAUCGCUUGCUGCUGCGACAAGUAUUUAAUUGGUUAAUUGGCUCAUAUUUUUUAUUUUGGUCUGUUGCGGGUUAAAAAACUGUUUUUUGGAAUUUAUUUUGUUAAUUUGAAACUCAAUAUUUGUAUUAAAAUAAGAAUUAGGUAGCUACUGCUGUUGUUUUGUAACUGUAAGAAAUGAAAAUUUUCAUUAGAAAUAUACAAAAAAAAAUAUCCGAGAUGUUCUUUUGAUGAAAUUUUGGGUCAAAAUUUGGGCGUAACACUUGAAAAUUUUCUUUGGGUUUGUUUGGGUUAACUUGAUGGGCCAUGGGCCUCACCAGUUUGGAUUGUCACGAGCCGCCACUGUAAUGAACUGAAAUAUAUUUUGUGAAAAUUAAGACAUCAAAACUAAAACUUACAAUAUCCGACUGUCAUCAACAACAUAAUAUUGUUACCCAUUCAUUAAGUAUUGAUACAAUACAGUCUAUUUAAAACAAAUUUAUUUAUUGUCCUUAUUGCUAUGUCCACUUAAUUGCCUUUCGAUAGCUUAGGACCAUUCAAUUUCCAUAAUAGCCUAACUGAACAUCUUUUAAUAAAUAAAAAUAAUAAAAUUUUCUUCAUGCAAAAAUAAAAACUUGAUAACCAGGAGACCCAAUGCUUGAGAAUCCAUUCAGUCUUUGUUUUGAAAAGACUUUGAAGCUUUGUGUAUUUUUAUUAGAGAUAUUUGAAGUGAUCGCCAUAUCUAACAGUAUUUCUCAAAAUGUUUUUUUAUUAUUCUGGAACAGAACCUCAGAGGUUGUGCUUGCGUGGUGUAAAUAUUCCAGAAAUCACACAUAAAAAUCUGCCUUGUUUAUUUUGUUGUUUAAUCCAUUAAGAAUUUAUCAAUUAGGUUCAGGUUAGAUAAAUAGAAGCCGAAACGACAAACUGAGAAAUGGGGAAUUGGGCAGGAUUGGCUCAAUCAAAGUAAUAUUAGAAGUGACCCUGAGAGAAUGCAAUCACGCGUGUAGUACAAAGAACGAAAACUAGAAAAAUAUUUUUUCUACUACCGUGCGUAAAGUACUCACUUUACGCACUAUUCAGAAGACGUAAAAUUUCAUUUCAUAUGUAAUCCACUUUACACACUUGUUGCAUAAAUAACUAUUAUUUUGAACCAUAUAUAUAUGUAAUUUUCACUUUUCUUACUGGUAUUAUGAAGGUUUGAAAAUGUAUCCUUACUUUUGUUUACUUUAAAGCAGGCCGAAAAUGACAGUUCUCCCGUCACUUUCGGCCUGGAGAACUCACUUUCAGCCUCAUGAAUUAUUCUUCCACACCUUAACACGAAUCCAGGUGCAAUGUUUGUAUCUAGAAGUAGAUGUCACAUGUGUUUAUAUUGUUGAAAUUUCAUAAGAUGUCAAUGUCGGUGUCAGAGUUAAUCUGUGAUCAGAGUGUCGAAAUUCCAUUUUUGUCAUAUUUUUACCAUUUUUUUUCCAAUAAAUUAAUGGUUCAAAAUAAAAUAGUAUAGAUAUUUCGCUGGAAAGUUUUCACAUAUAUUGUUUCGAGAAUUGGUUGACCUCGGCGCUUCGCACCUCGGCCAUAGUACCUCUCGACAAUAAUGAAACACUUUCCACCUCUGCAUGUAAUAUACUAUUACUACAGUCGGGCUCCUUUUCAAUAGUACUAGGAAUUGUGUUUGACCACAAGCUAACUUUUGUGGAUCAUAUUGAUUAUAUUUGUAAUAAAGCUCUGAAAAUGUUAGAUUUUGUAAAAAGACAUACCAAAGAUUUCAAAAAUGUAUUUGCUCUCAAAACUUUGUAUGUGUUUCUUUAGAUCUCAACUGGAGAAUAAUACUUAUGUAUGGCCACCAUACUAUCAGUGUCAUAGAGAUAGACUAGAAAGAGUGCAGCGCAAAUUUUUGUGUCACAAUAGAUUCAGAUUGGGACUUGAUGUUGAAACAUAAAUACUUAUGAUCUUCUGAACAUGCUGAAUAUAGAGUUUUUGAAUAAAAAGGAGAAUUAAUUUUGAUAAAGUAUUUAUUUAUGAAAUACUAAAUAACAAUAUAGAUUGUAGUGACCUCCUGUAACUUGUUCAUAUUCAUACUCCUGCUAGAUCACUUGGAGUUGUGAAUACAUUUAGUAUUGAAAACAAUCGCACCAAUUAUGGUCAAUUCUUAUCCAUAAAUAGAAUGAUGUCUCAUGCAAAUGAAUUGAGAAAUGACUUGUUUCCUUGUACUUCCUUAGGGCGGCGCUUAAUAAUCAAUAGAUUAGGUACCUAACCUACAUAUUUUAGUGAUUUGAUCAUCAAAUCACUAAAAUAUAACAAUGGAACAUCAAAUUUUGAUGUUCCAUUGUUAUUUUUAUGAUUGGUGUAAAUGUAGUUUGUAUUUUAUAAUUUGUUUGUCAUAUAUUGUGUAUUUGAAUUUUUUUCAACAUUUUAUUCUUAGAUCUAUUUUUUGUAAAAUUGGAAUAUUCCCGUUGAUGAAUAAAUAAAUAAAUAAAUAAAUAAAGUAUAUAUCACUAUCACAUAUAUAAAAAUCCAUGUUUGUUUGUUUGUUCGUUGUUCAUGGACUCGGAACCGCGGAACCGAUCUCCUUGAAAUUUAUACCAUGUAGUCUCUAUACUGGGUGCCCACGAGAUUACUUUCCGGCUGCCAUUUUUUUAUUUUUUCAUUGAUAUCAACGAAACUUGGUAGGCUUGAUAUUCUAACGAAAUGCCAUUUUUGUGCAUUUAUGACAAGUUUUCCUGACUUCCGGUUUUACCGGAAAUUACCGAAACUUUCGAUUUUCAAAUGGCACACCCUGUAUAUUUUUUGUUUAUUGGAUUCUACAGAUCGUUUUAAGUCCUAAUGUACUACUUUUAAAUCGAACUUUGUCCAAAUUUCGUUUUCAAAUUGAAUUUUAAGUAGAAAAAAAUAAUAACCUACAUAAUAAAACAAAAAUAUUUGAACGAAUAUUAAGAAAAAUGUCGUAGCGUAUUAUAUCGUUGGAUUCGCUUCAAAAUACUGUAUUUAGUAAUGUUAUGAAAGUGAUAUGUUCCUAUUCUAGUUUUUGAGCUAGGGCAAAAAUACUAAAAUAAUGAAAGUUUACAGCCCUCUAUCAAAAAAGUUUACAAAGAUAAAAUUCAGUUUGUAUUUUUCUGAAAUUAAGUAAAGUAUGUAGAGCCAUUUUAGGAUGAUCAUGGCACUCUAGUUAAAAAAUUAAAAUUUAAUUUAAAAACAAAAUUUGGACAAAACUUGAUUCAAAAGUGGUGCAUUAGGACGUAAAACGAUCUGUAGAUUCCGAAAAACAGAAAAUCUACAGGGUGUGCCAUUUAAAAAUUAAAAGUUCCGGUCAUUUCCGGUAAAACCGGAAGUCAACAAGACCUGUCAAUAAUGCAUAGAAAAGGCGUUUGGUUAGAAUAUCAACCCUACCAAGUUUCAUUCAUAUCGAUAGACAAAUAAAAAAAAUGGCAGCCAGAAAGUGAUCUCGUGGGCACCCGGUAUAAAGGGGAGUGUUAUAGGCUACUUUUUACUCUGGCAAAAUGCACAAUUCCUGUGGGAUCGAUCUGAAGCGUAAAACUUAGGUUAGUUUAAAACUGGGAGGCGUAGUAAUGCAUGUUCUUGAUACACUCCAGCUGGCAAAUAUUGGGUCUCUUAGUUACUUAGCCUUUGGCUGCGAUAAAAAAAUAAAAUAAUGCAUAAAAUCUUCUAACUACAAAGUGUGGGUGGGCAUGGGUAAAAAGUUUCUUAAAAUAGGUACCUAAAAAAAAAUUAUGUAUAAAAAAUUGGCCUAAUUCUCAGUGCUCACUGGUUCUCUGGCAUGAUGAAUUUGCACGUGUUUAUUGUGAUUAGACUUUGUUGUCGAAGUCUUACCACAAAUAUGACAUGAAUAUGGUCUUACCCCACUAUGCACUCGCAUAUGAUCUUUUAAAUAGUAAGAACGAUGAAAUGAUUUAUCACAUACAUUGCAACUGUAGGUCUUAGCGUUUUCGUGCUCCUUCACGUGCCUCUGACAAUUUGAUUUUCUAAUAAACUGGGCCCCACAAUAGUUGCAAGUGUAGGGCCUCAAGCUCUUGUGCGAAUUUAAAUGAGAAAUAUAAUCAGUUUCGCGAAUGUAAGCUCGUUUACACUGCUCGCACUUGAACGGUUUUUGGGUGCGGGACGCGUGAGUCCAUCUGUGCGACUUUAGAUUCCAUUUAGUUGAGAAUGUUUUGUUGCAAAUCGGACAAGUGAACGGUUUUAGGUUGGUGUGAGUUUUAAGGUGAGCAUCCAGAGAUGAUUUUAGGUAAAUUCCCUUGCAUACGUGACAUUCUGCGUUUGAC
Ceutorhynchus assimilis (cabbage seed weevil) is the source of this 11761-nucleotide messenger RNA. The record is from the annotation of a GenBank genome assembly. NCBI's taxonomy places the organism in Eukaryota, Metazoa, Arthropoda, Insecta, Coleoptera, Curculionidae.